Molecule: messenger RNA, 667 nt
Organism: Paramecium sonneborni
Lineage: Eukaryota; Ciliophora; Oligohymenophorea; Peniculida; Parameciidae
Source: the annotation of a GenBank genome assembly
AUGAAAUAUUUUGGGAUCAUGAAGAAGAGUAUGAUUUAAAUUAUUGAAUUAAGAAUUUGUGAAAAAUUGUAUAAUAAAUUUGGCUCUGACCAAUAUUAGUGCAGUUCCUAGUUUUUAUUUUUUUAAUUUUUAAUUUAUGAAAGGUGGAGUACCUGUUUCAUAAAAAGUUGUGAUAGAUAAGAUAAAAAUAUUAUUGAAUAAGAUUUUUGCAUAUAACAAUUUGGCAGAGAACAAGGGAUAAGGGAUUUGUCCGAAUAUUUUUAUAAGGUAAAAAUAUAAUAAAUAUAUACCAGAUAGUAAGAUAUAAUUGAGAAUUUAGUUAUACUUCAAAAUAUGGGAGUAAAUGAUGAGAUUUUUAUAAUGGGAUUGUUUUUGGUUGAUCGAUUAACAACAAAGAACAAGUUUUACCUUAACCGAAGGAAUAUUUACAAGUAACUAGUAACAUUUAUAUUUUGAAAGUUUACUCAUGACAGCUAUAAUUCUUUGUCUUAAGAUGUAUGAUGAUAAUCAUAUUGUUUAAAACAUUUAUCCAAUUAUUUUUGAAACAAAGAGAGAGAAUCUCAACAAAAUGUAAAAAAAAUUCUUGAAACUAAUACAGUACUAACUGUAUGUUAAAACUGAAGACUUUUUUAACUACAGAGCACGGUUACUAAAAUUAAAAGAAUGA